ACGUUUGCGACGUUGAUCCAGAGAACGUGGGCCGGCCAGCCAGCCGUUUGCCUCCCUCCUGCCUAUUUGUGUUGCUCCUCCUCUCGAGAACUUUCUAGCGGGGAUGGGGAAGAUAGGGUACCUGGAGAUGAAGACGGAUAGGUUGGCGGACGAUUUGAUCGAGUCGGAUCUCAAGGAGCUCGGGAUCGCGGCCAAGAAGCUCGCCAGCCAUGCCUUCAAGCUUGGCAGUGGACUUGGGUUCGGCACCACCUUCUUCCAAUUCCUCGCUUCCUUUUCAGCAAUAUAUCUGUUGGUAUUGGACCGGACAAACUGGAGGACAAACAUGUUGACUGCACUUUUAGUUCCUUACAUUUUCUUGAGCUUGCCAUAUGUGCUGUUUUCUUUACUGAGGGGGGAGGUUGGUAAAUGGAUUGCGUUUAUUGCUGUUGUGCUGCGACUCUUCUUUCCUCGGCAUUUUCCAGACUGGUUGGAGAUGCCCGCAUCGUUGAUCCUUCUUCUCGUGGUUUCCCCUAGCUUCUUUGCCCACACAAUCAGGGACGGCCUAGUUGGCGUCGUCAUAUGUUUGGUCAUUGGCUGCUACCUGCUUCAAGAGCACAUCCGAGCAUCAGGGGGCUUCAGAAACUCAUUCACGAGGAGUCAUGGCAUAUCAAAUACCGUAGGUAUCAUUCUCUUGUUCGUCUAUCCUGUCUGGUGCUUGGUGCUGCGUUUCAUGUAGCCUCCUCGUUCCAGCUCUGGAAAUGUUUUGUUUGCCGUUGUUGGGACGGUCGGAUUUGGUUAUUUUGAGAUUGUGGAUUUCCUAUGGUUGGCUUUCUAAUGAACCACCAAAAUAUUGAGAUAGGCUUCUCUUUGAAAUAAUGGUUUUGUGCUUAAAUAGGGAUAUUUUUCUUGUUCUGGGGAUGAAGUCUGGCAGAUUCGGUAUGCAUUGCAUUUGGAUUUUGGUGUA
Phoenix dactylifera (date palm) is the source of this 943-nucleotide messenger RNA. RefSeq names its product cold-regulated 413 plasma membrane protein 2-like. Lineage: Eukaryota; Viridiplantae; Streptophyta; Magnoliopsida; Arecales; Arecaceae. The record is from RefSeq and is a predicted model, not a curated record. Gene Ontology annotation, cellular component: membrane.